AUGGGUAUCACCGACUUCUUCAGCACCGUCUACGACGGCGUCUCGACGGCCUUCUCCUCCACCGAGCUGUACGCCGAAGCUCCCACCGGCGGCGUCGACAGCAAGUCCCCGGCCAGUGGCACAGACGAGGAAGGCGAGGAGGAGAGCGAGGCCAACAAGGCUGACGAGGAGAAGGCCAAGGCUCGCACCGCCGACGAUGACGAGCCUGAGCAGGCUGACGGAAAGAGCGGUGACGACGAGGAGAGUGAAGAAGGUGGUGAGGAUGGCGGCGAGGACGAGGCAGAAGAAGAAGAGGAAGAGGAAGAGGAGGAAGACGAGCCAGAGGACCCCAUGCCCAAGAUCACAGAGCAAUGUGCCGAGUCAAAGGAGUGCGCCCCGGCAAAACACCACUUCGACGAGUGCGCCGAGCGCGUUCAGGGCAAGAUUGAGGCCGACGGCAAGUCUGACGAGGACUGCGUCGAAGAAUUCUUCCACCUUGCCCAUUGCGCAUCACAGUGUGCUGCUCCCAAGCUGUUCAGACAGCUAAAGUAA
Molecule: messenger RNA, 531 nt
Organism: Pseudovirgaria hyperparasitica
Lineage: Eukaryota; Fungi; Ascomycota; Dothideomycetes; Acrospermales; Acrospermaceae
Product: Non-heme 11 kDa protein of cytochrome bc1 complex
Exons: 3
Coding region: 1-531 (176 amino acids)
Biological process (GO): mitochondrial electron transport, ubiquinol to cytochrome c
Source: RefSeq, a predicted model, not a curated record